AUGAGUAAGUCUAGUAUUAUUUGGGAUUAUUUCCAACUUGACUCAGAUAACAUAAAUGUAAAAUGUGGUCUUUGUCGCACAAAAUUAAAAAAUAAUCGCUCUUCAACAUCUAACUUAAUUAGACAUAUUAAGUCUAAACAUCCCACUGUCAACUUAUUAAAUAGAAAUACACGUGUAUUAGAAGAGACUGUUGAUGAUCCAAAUGAUGCUCCAUCAACUUCUACUACUAAUACAAUUAUUUCAACAACUAACCUAGCGGUAAACCAAACUGAAACAUCCUUACAAAUUCCAUCUAAUGAACAUGCAAUUCGUCCUCAAAGUUCUAGAUUUGUGAAUAAUCCCAUUACUCAGUAUUUAUCUAAGCCUCUUGGUGCAUCACGCCGUAAAAUUAUAGAUCAACAAGUUCUAAAAAUGAUUGUGAAAGAAUACUAUCCCUUCAGUAUUGUUGAAGAUAGGGAGUUUGUAAAACUUUUAAAUUUGUUAAAUCCUGGUUAUACACUUUCGUCGAGAAAAACGUUGUCGAAAUCUUUAUUACCUAUAAUGUAUAAUCAAAUAUAUGAUAAAGUGAAACAAGAAAUAAAAGACCAUGCAAAAUAUGUAAGCAUUACCACCGAUAAAAAUUUGAAAAAUGAUUUAUUGGCGGUCAUUAAGAAAUGGGGCUUGGAAAAUAACAUUGCAGCAUGUACAACUGACAAUGCACAUAAUAUUGUUAAUGCUGUCAGUUUAUGUGGUUGGAGGCAUGUAGGUUGCUUUGCCCAUAGUUUAAAUUUGGCAGUACAAAAUGCCCUUAAGUCAAUAUCUGAAACAAGAGAUAAAGUUAGAGGAAUUGUUGGACAUUUUAAGAGAAGUCCACAGGCAGCUGAAAAACUUAGAGCUAUGCAAGAGCAAUUGGGCUUAACACCUCCUUUAAUGCUCAUCCAGGACGUCGUUACACGUUGGAACUCAACGUAUGAGAUGUUUCAGCGUAUUCAGAAUCUUAAAGUUCCUCUUUCUUCUGUAUUAGUAGAGUGUAAUUAUAAUGUUUACUUGACCAAUGAAGACUGGCACAUUAUGUCCAAGUCCUGCGAAGUAUUAAAAUAUUUUAAGGAAAUUACAGUAGAAAUCAGUACUACUACCAUACAUAUUGGAAUGAAAAAUACAAUGCAACCAGCUAUACAAAAUCAAUCUGUGACGUUAGGUGAAGAUUCUAUUUGGAAUGACUUUGAUGAAGAGGUAAGCAGUAAACUUAUAUCCACAAAUCCAACAUCCGCAGCUAUUGUUGAAGUUGAUAAAUACUUACAAGAAGGGUUAAUUCCAAGGCAUGAAAAUCCUCUAAAGUGGUGGAAAGACAAUUGA
Molecule: messenger RNA, 1335 nt
Organism: Aphis gossypii (cotton aphid)
Lineage: Eukaryota; Metazoa; Arthropoda; Insecta; Hemiptera; Aphididae
Product: zinc finger BED domain-containing protein 4-like
Exons: 4
Coding region: 1-1335 (444 amino acids)
Molecular function (GO): DNA binding
Source: RefSeq, a predicted model, not a curated record